CGCGGACAAGAUGGCGGCGGCAGCGGUCGACAGCGCGAUGGAGGUGGUGCCGGCGCUGGUGGAGGAGGCCGCGCCCGAGGCGGCGGGCCUCAGCUGCCUCGUCAACCUGCCCGGAGAGGUGCUGGAGUACAUCCUGUGUAGCGGCUCGCUGACGGCCGCCGACAUCGGCCGCGUCUCCAGCACCUGCCGGCGGCUGCGCGAGCUGUGCCAGGGUAGUGGGAAGGUGUGGAAGGAGCAGUUCCGGGUGAGGUGGCCUUCCCUUAUGAAACACUACAGCCCCACCGACUACGUCAAUUGGUUGGAGGAGUACAAAGUUCGGCAAAAAGCUGGGUUAGAAGCCCGGAAGAUUGUAGCCUCGUUCUCAAAGAGGUUCUUUUCAGAGCACGUCCCUUGUAACGGUUUCAGUGACAUUGAGAAUCUUGAGGGCCCCGAGAUAUUUUUUGAGGAUGAGCUGGUGUGUAUCCUAAAUAUGGAAGGAAGAAAAGCUUUGACCUGGAAAUACUAUGCCAAAAAAAUCCUUUAUUACCUACGACAGCAGAAAAUUUUAAAUAAUCUUAAGGCUUUUCUUCAACAGCCUGAUGACUAUGAAUCGUAUCUUGAAGGUGCGGUGUAUAUUGACCAGUACUGCAACCCUCUCUCUGACAUCAGUCUAAAGGACAUCCAGGCUCAGAUUGACAGCAUCGUGGAGCUUGUUUGCAAAACCCUCCGGGGCAUAAACAGUCGCCACCCCAGCUUGGCCUUCAAGGCAGGCGAGUCCUCCAUGAUCAUGGAAAUAGAGCUCCAGAGUCAGGUGCUGGAUGCCAUGAACCAUGUCCUGUAUGACCAGCUGAAGUUCAAGGGGAACCGAAUGGAUUACUACAACGCCUUGAACUUAUAUAUGCACCAGGUGUUAAUCCGCAGAACAGGAAUCCCCAUCAGCAUGUCUCUGCUCUACCUGACAAUUGCCCGGCAGUUGGGGGUCCCACUGGAGCCUGUCAACUUCCCCAGCCACUUCUUACUAAGGUGGUGCCAAGGUGCAGAAGGGACGACCCUGGACAUCUUCGACUACAUCUACAUAGAUGCUUUUGGGAAAGGCAAGCAGCUGACAGUGAAAGAGUGUGAAUACCUGAUCGGCCAGCACGUGACCGCGGCACUGUACGGGGUGGUGAACGUGAAGAAGGUGUUGCAGCGAAUGGUGGGAAACCUGUUAAGUCUGGGGAAGCGGGAGGGCAUUGACCAGUCCUACCAGCUCCUGAGGGACUCUCUGGACCUGUACUUGGCGAUGUACCCCGACCAGGUGCAGCUGCUCCUCCUCCAAGCCAGGCUUUACUUCCACCUGGGCAUCUGGCCAGAGAAGUCUUUCUGUCUUGUCUUGAAGGUGCUUGACAUCCUCCAGCACAUCCAGACCCUAGACCCGGGGCAGCACGGGGCGGUGGGUUACCUGGUGCAGCACACGCUGGAGCACAUUGAGCGGAAAAAGGAGGAGGUGGGGGUGGAGGUCAAGCUUCGCUCCCACGAGAAGCACAGGGACGUCUGCUACUCCAUUGGGCUCAUUAUGAAGCACAAGAGGUACGGCUAUAACUGUGUCAUCUACGGCUGGGACCCCACCUGCAUGAUGGGCCACGAGUGGAUCCGGAACAUGAACGUCCACAGCCUGCCUCACGGCCACCAUCAGCCCUUUUACAACGUCCUGGUGGAGGACGGGUCCUGUCGGUACGCCGCCCAGGAGAACCUGGAGUAUAACGUGGAGCCUCAGGAGAUCUCCCACCCCGAUGUUGGACGCUACUUCUCGGAGUUCACGGGCACUCACUACAUCCCUAACGCAGAGCUAGAGAUCCGGUACCCAGAGGACCUGGAGUCUGUGUAUGAGACGGUGCAGAACAUUUACAGCGCAAAGAAAGAGAACGUGGAAUAGAGCCUCGGGGACGUCAGACCUUUGCUGCUGCUGCUCUUUUCCAAGACGACGGGGUUUGGGGUGCAGACGUCCCCUUGGAUCCCUCUGGACUCACACCACCGGGCAGGCCACUCAACCGGUCAUGCUGGUUGCCUCCUACCAAGUGGAAAUCACGUGUGCUCUCUCCGCCAGCUGCAAAGACAAUGUUGCUCUCCGCCUACACUAGUGAUUCAUUUGACAGGCACUGUCUCAGUGGCAUGGCUUGUAUGCUUGUCCUGUGGUGACCGUUUGUGACAUGCUGUCUUCAUGACGUAUCACCGUUGACACUUAGAACCGUUCUUUUUCCUCAUACCCCCUCCCCACCCUGCAUUGCGUCUGUCUACGUCGUCUCAGAGCGUUUCGCUUGCUGGACAGGUGGAGUUGUCUGUUUGCAAUCGUUUCUCUCUGAUCUCUUUGUGAACCGUGUGCGCUCCUCGGUCAGGAUGGUCUGUCCUUUUACCCAGGGCUGAAGCUCUAAGUGAUCAUGGCCGCAUAGUGGAUCUGGAGUCAUUAACAAACUAACAGUAAUCAGAAUCAUUCGAAUUUUUUUUCCCUAAUUUUUGAAACAGAUUUCCGACAUUUUAUCUUUUUCUUUAAAUGAAUUGAGAGCAUGGCACAGUUUUGCUUUCCCAGAUUCAUCUCUCGGAUUUACACUCAUAUCUCUUAAGAAUCAUUAGGUUUUUUUAUUUUAUUACAUAAAAUUCUUUGAAAAAAUGCAUAGUAAUAGUCUUUGUGAAUGGGUUUUCCCACUUUCAUCUACUAUUCCUCCCUUAAAAAUAAGUGGGUUUUUUUUUAAUCUACUCCAGUAUCGUAAGUAGAUCUUAAAUCAGCAAUGAGUUCUCUCUUUAGUAGGAAAGUACAAUCUGCUGUUAAAAUGUCUGCGUUUUAGAAGCCGUGCUCCGUGGUCUCCAAAGACCUGAAAAUGAGGUUUUACUUUUAUAACCAGAAAUGAGAAGAAAUAAUGAAGCAUAGAAACUAAAAAGCGAAGGGGAGGCCUCGUGCUCCCUGUUCUCCCUUAGAAUCAUUUCAAGGCCUUUCUGAACGUGGCAGGGUAGAAGUGAGUGAAGUAUCUCCGGUGUGAGAGCGCGAGCUCGGUGGGAAAGGAGACAGCGUGGCCGGCAUGCUCCAGUCACCGUUGCCAUGGCGGCAGCAGGAGGAGGCCUGUGCUCAAGCCCCGGGAUUCCGGCUUCAUACCCAGGCGCUGCCGGCACCCAUCUUUCCCACGUUUGUGGUACCCAAGCAGGAAGGCACCUUGUCCUAACGCAGCUCUGGACUCCCACCGCUCUCCACCUGCCCCUUCUCCAGUGGGCCAGCCUUGUAGUUGACCUGUAGUAGCUAACUUCUGAAGUUAGAACCUAGUUACUCUGCUCUCUUAAGUUGAAAAGAUUUCCAGUUGCUCUAGUGAAUGAAGCUCUGGGGGCUGUGAUCCAGCCACGCCUCACCGCCCAUCUGUCCCUUUGCAUGCAGUAUUUCCAUACUACGUUCGGUGACUGCUUCUCGUUUACCCUUCGGAAACCGUGGGAUGACUGAGGUUUGGAGAAGCCACCUGAGACCACUUCCCAGCUAGUGACAGUUCCUGAGCGGUUACUAGAAAGAAAUGGGGAUUUGGCUAGCCAGCUCCUUCCCGCCCCAAUUAGCUCUGGUCCAGGGCCCAUGUCCCUCAUUGGUCCAAUCCAAAGUCAGAUGGUCUGGACGCGCAUUGGGAAUUGUGACCACUCACAACACCCGGCCUGCCCAAGGUUAGGGGCGUUUUACACUACUCUCAUUUAAAGGUGAAAAUUAGAUACUAUGGCAUUAAUAUUACUGAGAUGCUUUACUAAGAAUCUGUGGCGCAUGCUGAGAGUUAAAACUGUUGGUUUUCUGGUUUGAUUUCCUUUUUUCUUAGAGUGACAUUGAAGCCAAGAAAGAUGGUUUUACUUUUACUGACCCGAUGUAAAUAUGUAUCUAGACUGUUUCUAAAUGUGUUUCUCCAUGAAUGCAUCAUUUGGCUCCAGGAAGCCUGUGACACCUGUGUAAGUUGGUCUUUGGGCACUUUAUAUUUUUCUAAAAACGUGUUUUGGAUCCUGUACUCUAAUAAAUCAUAAGUUUCUUUUUAAAAUUUUUCCAAAUGUUUUCUCCACUUAAAAAAGCCCUGUUAUAAAAGUAGAACUUUCACAAUGUUGAAAUACUCACUCUUUGGAUAUAGUAACUUCUUUUCUCUUCCAAUGAAUGCCAAGAUUUUUUGUACAAUAAUUAAUAAAUGGAACUUAUCCAGAGAAACCACACCAAUGGCCUGCCGGGUCUCGUUCCAGGUAGACAGCCCAGCCAUGGCAACAGCAGAGUCUUGCUUGGUUCUCAUUGAUUAAAAUGGGCGAGAAGUGACUCUCCUGCCUUUUUCUAACAUCUGUGAGCGAACAGGGAAAUACUGUGAUUUCCCUGCCAAACGUUAACCUUCUGAGCUGGCUGCUCACCUUGAGAGUGGUUGCAACGCAAAGAUUGCAGCUUUUUAAUGACAUCAAGUCACAUGUCUUGAAGCGAGAGCUGUGGAUGCCUUGUGAGGGAAACCCAGGUUCUCGGGGUGUCGAUGCUGACCCCAUAGCUGCAUGCCCAUGGCACGUCCGCAGCUUCGCACCUAGCACCGUGUCUCCCCUGUGGUCACAUGCAUGCUGUCACACUCGUCGCAGCUGAGCAGUCCCCAGUUUUGCACACUCGGAACCUUUCACAUGCUGCUGUUCAUUGUCACUCCCCAGGAGAGGAGUGUGGUGGUGUCUUCCCAACUGCUCAGGCCCUGGAGCUUUCCUGCCGGGACACACCUGCAUACUCACUGCAAUCCUCCCCGCCUACCCUGAGGCCCGAGGUUUGCAGGCGUGCUUUGGGAAACACUUUCAGUGAGGUGUCAGUUACACCCAACCUCGUCCAUGUCGCCAGCAGACCAGUCUGGCCAAGCGUCUCAUUUGAAAGUACGAUCCAUCUAAUCGCAGUUUGAGAGGCUGGCUUUGUGGCCUGUCUGCCAGAGCCUCACAGAUCUCCAUUGGAAGUGACAUUCGCACUGCAAAAUCGUGUUACUUCAAAAACCUGUGUUAAUACUCUCGAUCAGCUUUAUGUUUUCGAAUAUCUGGUUAAAGUCUUGUUUCUACUUUUAAACUGUCCGAGUCUUAACGUAUUAAACUGGGUCGUGCUUCAGCGUCCUGAGCUCUGCUCUGCUACCACCAGGCCCAUUUGCUGUAAAGGGGGAAGUGGGGGAUGUGUCUUUCCUUCCUCUGUGAAACCAGACUGCCGGAAGCCUUUUCUUUGGGAAGUGUUUCAUGGUCAUAAUAAUCAAGCUGUUGUUGUUGUUUGUGGUUUUUGUUUGGCGGUUUUUUCUUUUUUUUGAAGGGAAGGAGAGACUGUUCACCUAGAAGAAAUGCAGAAUUUGGCUCCAUGACGGUUUGGUUUUGGAGAAAACAGCUGUAUUGCAUUGUAUUACCUUGUAUUACGUCAGGCCAGGCACCAGGCAUAACUGUUUAUAACCCUCACAGCAACCCUUUAGGACGCGGACCGGGCGGUGAAUAUUUUUGCGGGCUGCGUAAAGUCUCUGUCACAUAUUCUUGGUUGGAAAAAUGUAAGGAAAAAAAAAGCAUUCUUAGCUUGAGGGCUGUGAGGCGGCAGGCUGGAGGGGGCCAGAUGGCCGUGGGCUAUAGUUCACUGAAUCCCGCCGAGGCAUAGGGCCGCCGAGUUCCCCUAGCGGACCGCUCCCAGGUGGAGAGCCUGGCCUCCGAGCUCCAGCUCCCCGCGGCCUUGCUGCCGACAACCUCAGCAGCUACCUCACAAACGUCUCGACCCUCUGCCUUGCUGCACCCUUAACUUCCCAUGUUUCAGUUCUGAAAAUUUAGAGAGUCCUGAGAGAAAAGAACAUUCCUUCGGUGAAUAAAAUUUAUGUGCAAAUACAGAAGAGAUGUAUUACGGCCAUUUAGCAAUGAUUGUAUUAGGGUCACGCUAGUUCUGUAAUAAAUAGACCCAGAAAUGUA
Messenger RNA from Budorcas taxicolor (takin), 5898 nucleotides. RefSeq names its product F-box protein 21 (gene FBXO21). The record is from RefSeq and is a predicted model, not a curated record. The coding region runs from base 11 to 1894 and encodes 627 amino acids. The transcript has 12 exons. NCBI's taxonomy places the organism in Eukaryota, Metazoa, Chordata, Mammalia, Artiodactyla, Bovidae. Gene Ontology annotation, molecular function: protein binding; DNA binding.